AUGAGCAUCAACAAUACGUUGAGAAUCGUUCUGGUAGCGGUGAUCUCACGAGUCCUCUGUCUCGUCGUUGGCCUGCUCUCUGCUCACUUCAUGCAUCCUUAUGAUACCUCAGCAAAUAUCUACCCAGCCGCUCAGGAUGAACUAGGCCGCUGGUUGAGCCCAUUAGCCUAUUGGGACGGUGUAUAUUUCAUCCGUACUGCUCAGAUCCAGGAUUACGAAUAUGAGCAUACUCAUGCUUUCUUCCCGGGCUUGGCCGUAUUGAAGGGUAAGCAUGCGGCCAUGAUCGCCUAUUAUGGAGCGCUCAUCUUCGCAAUGCCUAUGAGUAACAUAUUCAUGUCAGCGGUAUACACUGAGUCCUUCUACUCUAUGCUCACGUUUGGUGGCCUGCUACUGCUAUACGAAGGCGAUGAUGAUGAUGAUGGGGUUGACGGCGAUGACGCCUCGAUACUAGGGGAUGCUCCUCAAGGGGGCACCAAGGACGAUCAAUCCAUUGCUCCACACUUCCUACAGCACUAUAUUGACCUAGGCAUACCACUCACUCACAUGCUCAUCAUUCUGCAUUCGCGAACACCGGACUCGACAGAAUUAGGGAUGUUCAGGGACUUGAUUAAGCAAUAUGCAUCUAUCAUGAACAUUGAAGAGUGGAUUGGCGAAUACUCGAGUGAAGUAAUGGAGAGGCGACGAAAUAAGAUGAUGAAGCACACCGAACGGCUGAGAGAGGCGGAGGACUGGAUCGUCCACGCUGAUUCCGAUCAGCUACAUCAGAUCCCCGGCGGGAAUAUCCAGGCCUUUUUGUAG
Molecule: messenger RNA, 798 nt
Organism: Perkinsus marinus ATCC 50983
Lineage: Eukaryota; Perkinsozoa; Perkinsida; Perkinsidae
Exons: 5
Coding region: 1-798 (265 amino acids)
Biological process (GO): GPI anchor biosynthetic process
Cellular component (GO): endoplasmic reticulum membrane; mannosyltransferase complex
Molecular function (GO): GPI mannosyltransferase activity; alpha-1,6-mannosyltransferase activity
Source: RefSeq, a predicted model, not a curated record